Messenger RNA from Tarenaya hassleriana, 735 nucleotides. RefSeq names its product coatomer subunit alpha-1-like. Gene Ontology annotation, molecular function: structural molecule activity; protein binding. The record is from RefSeq and is a predicted model, not a curated record. Lineage: Eukaryota; Viridiplantae; Streptophyta; Magnoliopsida; Brassicales; Cleomaceae. The annotation marks the transcript as partial. The transcript has a single exon. Gene Ontology annotation, cellular component: COPI vesicle coat. Gene Ontology annotation, biological process: intracellular protein transport; vesicle-mediated transport.
UUGAAAUCCAUGUUUCUCGAUCUUUUCUCGGGCAGCCACAGCUAUCUGCGUGCCUUUUCUUCGUCUCCAGUGGUUUCCCUUGCCAUCGAGCGUGGGUGGAAUGAGUCUGCUAGUCCCAAUGUCCGUGGCCCACCAGCCCUUGUUUACAGUUUCUCUCAGCUUGAAGAGAAGCUCAAGGCCGGUUACAAAUCUACCACUGCAGGAAAGUUCACCGAGGCUCUUCGUGUUUUCCUAUCCAUCCUCCACACCAUCCCACUCGUAGUAGUCGAAUCAAGGAGAGAAGUUGAUGAGGUCAAGGAACUUAUCAUUAUCGUUAAGGAAUACGUUCUUGGUCUGCAAAUGGAACUCAAGAGGAGGGAGAUGAGAGAUGACCCAAUACGGCAACAGGAGCUGGCGGCAUAUUUCACACACUGCAACCUACAAACCCCUCACCUAAGGCUCGCCCUUCUCAGCGCAAUGAGUGUCUCCUACAAGGCCAAGAACCUGGCUACAGCUUCGACUUUCGCGAGGAGGUUACUAGAGACAAACCCGACAGUGGAGAGCCAGGCCAAGAUGGCGAGGCAAGUCGUGCAGGCGGCGGAACGCAACAUGACGGAUGCGACCCAGUUGAACUACGAUUUCAGAAACCCUUUCGUGGUAUGUGGAGCCACAUAUGUGCCGAUCUACAGGGGACAGAAGGACGUGUCGUGUCCGUACUGCACGGCUCGGUUCGUGCCAAGCCAGGACGGGAAGCUC